CGCUCGAACUAGUCGAACUUCAGUGCGCCGUUAUAAUCGGUCGAACGCGUUACAGCAACUAUACCUUACGCGCCUACCUAUAUAUCGGCAACGUCUCAAUAACAACAACACAGGAAUUUACAAUAAUAUUAUUGUAAUUUAUGCGUGAAAACCGACGGCCGCAGAGUAUAAUACCGGCGAGCUUUUUUUAAUAUAAUAUAACUAUAAUACUAUAUGCGAGUUUAACCCUAAAGUAGUGCCCGUUUAGUUACUACGGUUUUUUUAUUUUUGUGAUGGAAGAAAACGCGCCGGGGCCGAGCACGCCACCUGCUGAACCGCCCGUAGUGGUGAACGUCCAAAAACCGUUGAAUAAUUCUUCGGUGACGCAGGGAUUCUUGGCCGUGAUUUCGUUGUUGCCAUGUGUGAUUUCCGGGGCCAUUUUGGGAUUUACUGGUGUGUCCAUGUGGAAUUUGCCACUGUCGUUUCGAAAUGCUACUUGGUUCGCUAGUCUGGCCGCUCUGGGUGCGGCAGGGGGCUGCUUGAUCUCUCACAGCUUGAUGAACGCGUUCGGACCCCGGGGCUCGGUGCUGCUGAGUCACGUGAUUUGCGCCAUCGGUUGGUUGAUGACGUUCAGCAGCUGGACCACCACAAACCUGCUCGUCGGCCGCGUGUUCACCGGCGUGUUCGUGGGCGUCGUGUCGGUGGCGGCCACCGCGCACAGCACCGAGUGUUUCCCGGCGCGACCCACCGCCCGGCCGGUCGUCUACACCGCCAUCGGAGUUCUGUGCAUGUACCUGGUCGGGUCACUGCUCAACUACGCUCAGACAGCCGCCGUGGCCAUGGUGGUCACCAUCGUGUCGUUCGUUCUCGUCCGGUCGUUCGUGCCAGAGAGCCCGGCAUGGCUGGAGUCCCGCGGCCGCACGGGUGACGCCGAGUACUCCAGGCUCAAGUUGAGACUCCAGCGGCAACCGGACGCCGAAUCGCUGGAAGACGGCGUGGAACCCUCGACCCGCAGUGCCGGAGACAGAUCUACAUCGACCGAGGCCAUCUACCGGAGUGUCCACCGGCCCGAGAUCUACAGGCCGUUGUUGACGCUGGCCUUGCACCUGGCCCUACAGCAAAUGUCCGGUCCGAUGGUGUUUGUGUCGUACGCCUCGCAAAUGGUGGACGACUCUGGCGUCCGCGUGCUCAACGGCCACUUCGUCGCGGCCGUGCUGGCCGCGUUCCUAGUUGCCGGCGCCCUCGUUUCCACCGCCAUGAACCACCGGGAAUCGUCGGCCACACUUGCGGCCGCCGGCACGCUGACGGCCGGCGUGGUCAUCGCCGUAUACAACCUGGUCCGCCGGAUGUUCCUCAACCGGCUCGGCUCGCAGCUGUUGAGCUUCGUCCCGUUGCUGGGCAUGAUCGUUUUUUCCAUGUCCAGCAGCGUCGGUCUGGUGCCUCACUCGCCCGUUCCACGCUACGCGGCGGGCGAACACGUGGCCCUAGCGUUCGGGUACACCGUCGCCUUCGCGGUCAUCAAGUGCUAUCCGUACGUGUACGCCGCCGUCGGCUGGUGGGUGUUCGCUGUUUUCGCGGUCGCGUCCGCCCUGAACAUCGUUUACGGCGUCUUGAUGUUUUCCGAACCGGAGUCGUCGUCCAAGCAGAAGCGAAGCACCGCGGCCAAACGAUCGUCGGUCGGCCCUGCGGUUUAACCAUAUAUAAAUAUACCACGGCGAUAAUACUCCGUUUAAAUAUAAUAUAUUACAUUUUUCCCCAUUCUCGAACACGAGAUUUGAGUACGACAUAGGAAAACGAUUUAGAACAUUGAACACGCAUACACACACACACACACUCUAAACUCACUCAGAUACAAUGUUUUGAAUCGUACUACUUAUUAGCUUAUUAUAUAGUGAUUAGAAUAAUUAUUGUAAUUAUUACGAAAAUGUCUGUGAAGAUUUAUCAUAUUAUAUUAUAUACACCUCCGUGCCUCCCAAUUUUAUUACAUAGGGUACCCAUAUUUUAUUCAAAAGUACGUUUUUAUAUAUAUUAUUAAAUUUUAUUGUAUAUUAUUUUACCAUUAUUUACGUGUAUGACCAUAUAUUAUAAAAUAUAAAUAUACGAUAUUCACCCGAUUUAAAUGUUGACAAUAUUACCUAUACAUCUAUACAAUUAUACCUAUAUUAUAUUAUAA
Messenger RNA from Acyrthosiphon pisum (pea aphid), 2152 nucleotides. RefSeq names its product sugar transporter ERD6-like 9. The transcript has 3 exons. The record is from RefSeq and is a predicted model, not a curated record. Bases 273 to 1673 code for a protein of 466 amino acids. Gene Ontology annotation, cellular component: membrane. NCBI's taxonomy places the organism in Eukaryota, Metazoa, Arthropoda, Insecta, Hemiptera, Aphididae. Gene Ontology annotation, molecular function: transmembrane transporter activity. Gene Ontology annotation, biological process: transmembrane transport.